CAGUUAUUGAAAAUUAUAAAAAAAUGUUUAGCUUGAGGAGGCCGCAGCCGAGAGCCUAAUUUAAAUCAAGUACUUUUUUUAACACCGUUUUUUGUUAAUUGAAUGUACUGAAUAGUGCCUAUGUGAAACGUCAUCACUAAUCUUAUUAAAUGUUUAAACAAUAACAUGGCGAAAGUAAUUUUAGUAACUGGGGGAUCUGGUCUGGUCGGAAGUGCUAUCAGAGAGAUUGUCGAGAACCAGAGUAAUGCGCUACCUAAUGAAAAAUGGAUAUUUACCAACUCCAAAGAAGCAGAUCUAAGUAAUGUCCAGGCAACUUGGGAUUUAUUUGAAAAAUACAAGCCCACCCAUGUUAUUCAUUUGGCAGCUAUGGUUGGCGGUUUGUUUCACAAUAUGAACAACAAUUUGGACUUUUUGCGCAAAAAUAUGCACAUAAACGACAAUGUACUAGAAACCAGUUUUCAGCACAAUGUGACAAAAGUAGUGUCAUGUCUUUCCACGUGUAUAUUUCCUGACAAAACCACAUAUCCUAUUGAUGAGACAAUGAUCCACAAUGGCCCGCCCCAUCCGUCAAACUUUGGCUACAGUCAUGCAAAACGUUUGUUAGAUAUUGCCAAUAAAGCUUACCACCAGAAAUAUGGUGUAAAAUAUACUUCGGUUGUUCCGUGCAAUGUUUUCGGGCCAAAUGAUAAUUUUGAUCUACAUAAUGCUCAUGUCGUACCUGCUCUUAUUCAUCGUUUACACAUAGCCAUAGAGAAAGGUUUGUCAAAAAACCACAUCUUUUGUAGAAAAUAUAAAAUGUUUUCUAUUGUUAUUGUUUAUUUUAAUAUUUUUACAGGCGAUAAUACAUUUGUGAUAUUAGGCUCUGGAAAACCCUUACGUCAAUUCAUCUAUUCACUUGAUCUCGCUAAACUAAUUAUUUGGGCUUUGAGAAACUAUGAUGAUGUGGAACCAAUAAUUCUAUCAGUGGAUGAAAAGGACGAAGUAACUAUUGGCCAACUAGCUGAAACGAUUGCAAAAUCAUUUAAUUUCCAAGGUACUUUAGAAUAUGAUACGAGUGCCGCCGAUGGGCAAAUUAAAAAAACCGCUAGCAACAGAAAGCUAAGGAAACUAUUACCAGAUUUUGAGUUCACAAAUCUAGAAACUGCAAUUGCUCAUACAGUUGAAUGGUUUCAAAAAUACUACAAAGAAGCAAGACUUAGUAGUUCAUAAAAAAUAAAUGUUUUUUAACAUAAAAUUAUGUUUACCAUAAUAAAAUACCAUCUGUAAAAAUAAUUAUUACCUAUUUUGGUAUAUUAUUAUUGAUAGAUCUAUAUAGUAUUAUAUUUUUGUAUAAUUACUAAUUAAUUGUAUGAAAUAAUUUAAUACAACAGUAAUUACAUUUAAUUUAAAUUGUAUUGUUAUUGAUUAAUUUAUUAAGGGACUAGAUAUAUAAUACAACUUUAAAAGACUAU
Messenger RNA from Adelges cooleyi (spruce gall adelgid), 1451 nucleotides. RefSeq names its product probable GDP-L-fucose synthase (gene Gmer). Gene Ontology annotation, biological process: nucleotide-sugar biosynthetic process. The transcript has 6 exons. The record is from RefSeq and is a predicted model, not a curated record. NCBI's taxonomy places the organism in Eukaryota, Metazoa, Arthropoda, Insecta, Hemiptera, Adelgidae. The coding region runs from base 166 to 1209 and encodes 347 amino acids. Gene Ontology annotation, molecular function: GDP-L-fucose synthase activity.